AUGGCGUUUGCUCUUAAAUGUUUUGUUGUUGUUCUUCUUCUCUCUAUGGUCUCUCAUGGACUGUGCCUUUGCACUUUUGGCAAGAUCCAGAUCGGAGCGGUGAGGACAGGAAGAGAAAUCGGCGGGCAGCCGGAGUGGAAAGUGACGGUAAUCAACACGUGCAAUUGUUUUCAGAAGCACGUGACUCUAUCUUGCGGAGGGUUUGCUCCUGCGAAGCCUGUCAAGCCAUUGCUGCUUCAGCCACAAGGAAACACGUGUCUUAUGAUUAAAGGAGCAGCUUUGCCAGCUGGCGCCACCGCUCAGUUCACAUACGCCGGCCAGCCUUACAUCUUCAGACCCGUUGGUUCCAAGGUCGACCCAAGUUGCACGAAUUGA
Messenger RNA from Arabidopsis thaliana (thale cress), 375 nucleotides. Its product is annotated as Beta-1,3-N-Acetylglucosaminyltransferase family protein. The record is from RefSeq and is marked reviewed. Bases 1 to 375 code for a protein of 124 amino acids. NCBI's taxonomy places the organism in Eukaryota, Viridiplantae, Streptophyta, Magnoliopsida, Brassicales, Brassicaceae. The transcript has 2 exons.